UCCUUUGUGUGUCUCUCUCUCCUCCCUUCUCUCACUCUGCCUGUGUGUGUUCAUUGUAUGUGUUUGUGUGUGUGAUGUAUCAUUGUGGCACGAUGAGAUGAUAGCGAGCCGGUGUGUCUGUGUGUGUGUUGUGUUGUGUUGUGGGUCUGUAUGGGUGUCACACGCCGGCGGCGGAUAUGGGACACGUCCUCUCAUUCACACAUUGCAAGGAUGCCCCGUCAACAGCAUCGAGCACCCCAGACUCGUGCCCGCCAGAUGUUGAACUUGAUGACGAACCCACGGUGACCCAGGUUGACCUCUGGCCCGCACCUUCACCCAAUGAGCAAACAUUUUCUUACAUCACUAUCGGAAGCACUGUCCCUUUGCCCCGUCCCCAAACCAGAGCACGAAGGGGACGGGGUUCAAGUCUGAGCAAGGAACAAACCCCCAGAACAGAAACGCCAGAAGAGGAGGUGGUGUCCUUUGUCUUGUUAGAGAAACUUUGUCAACUUCCCCAACUCCCACAAGCUCCACCCCCGAGGAUCCAAGAGGAGGUAGAGUUUGUGGCGAAGCCUCACCUCCCAGAUAUAGACUGGAGGAUAGUUAAAGACCUCCUGUAUUGGAGAGACACCUUCCUCUCUGCUGCCUGUCUCACCGGGUUAACCCUCUCCCUGCUGUGCCUCAUCCAAUUCAGUGUGAUCAGUGUGGUUUCAUACGGGUGUCUCAUUUUCCUGAGUGCCACCCUCACGUUACGGAUAUACAAUAAGUUCCUACACAAGCUUAGGAGAGGAAAUGGAGCCAACCCCUUCCAGUAUUAUCUGGACAUUGACCUCAUGCUCCCGGCACCGCAGUUGCAGGCCCUCGCUGCUCGUGUUAUUAAUCACUGCUGUUGCACACUUAGCACACUCCGCAACCUCUUCCUGGUGAAGGACCUAAAGGAGUCACUGAAGUUUUUACUCCUACUCUACCUCCUCACAUAUGUCGGAGCUGUGUUCAAUGGACUUACUCUUCUACUCCUGGUUGUCAUCGGAGCAUUCACUUUUCCAAUCUUGUACAGACAGAACAAGACACGGGUCGAUCAUUAUAUCUCACUCAUUACAAACAGGUUGAAAUCUUUCAGGGCCAAUGUUCAGGUUCCACAGAAAAAAACAGGAGUCAAACAAAAUUAAAGAUCACCAAUCGACUGCUCUCUUCAUUGGUAUCGUUUCCAGUCUUUCAAUUCAGCACGAAUAAGGACAGCCAACUACCACUCCCAUCACUCCUCCCGUCAUUCAUACCAUAUUCAAAGGUGGAAUCCCUCUCUGUUUCUAUGGUGAAAUGGAUUGCCUUGUCCAGGGAUUAAUAUAUGAGAAAGGUUACAAUGAGAAUUCACAUAUUAUUUCAUUUAGUUAAUUUUCUGUUUUUUCUGGUAUUAUAAUAAUAAAACUGUUUUCUUAUUUCAAA
Pelobates fuscus (common spadefoot toad) is the source of this 1422-nucleotide messenger RNA. It is a transcript of the gene RTN2, whose product is annotated as reticulon 2. Gene Ontology annotation, cellular component: endoplasmic reticulum membrane. The transcript has 9 exons. The record is from RefSeq and is a predicted model, not a curated record. NCBI's taxonomy places the organism in Eukaryota, Metazoa, Chordata, Amphibia, Anura, Pelobatidae. Bases 177 to 1148 code for a protein of 323 amino acids.